Molecule: messenger RNA, 2002 nt
Organism: Plasmodium vivax (malaria parasite P. vivax)
Lineage: Eukaryota; Apicomplexa; Aconoidasida; Haemosporida; Plasmodiidae
Exons: 4
Coding region: 1004-1558 (184 amino acids)
Source: RefSeq, a predicted model, not a curated record
UAUGUAAUAUACCAUGUGCCAUGUGCUACGUAAUAUGUACUAUUUGCGUGCGUUUGCGAAUCUUUGCGAACCUUUGCAAACCUUUGCAUAUCACCGCAUGCCCCCUGCAACUGCGCAGAGGCAUUUUUGCUGCACUUACGUAAUAGCACCAAAAUACAGCACCUUUUUUUUUGAAACUAAAAAUGUACUGCCAAAAUAAAUUAGCAAAAAGAUGUAAAAAUGACGAAACAUCGUAGCGCAACAAAGCGUAUUUAUUAUAUAUAUACUUACGUUGCAGCGCUGAACGAAACACAAAAAUAAAAUAACAAACUAACGAACUAAACAAACACCCUCCCUUUUAUUUGUCAUUUUGUUUGUUAUGAUAUAUAUUUUUCCUGCGUGUGAAAAAAGGAAGAUGUGAAAAAAAUAAUUUUUUUUUUAUUUUUUAAAUGUCAAACAAAUUUUAAUUCACAUUGGUUGGCGCAAUUUGCGUGCCAUUGUACAUUAAUUAUUUUUCGUAGUUUUUUUUUUUUUCUUUUUUUUUUUCCUUUUUUGCCAAUUUUACCAUUUUAAAGAUAGCGAGCGGAAUAAUAUAUGCAAUAGCGAAUUCAUUUAUUUAUACUAAAUCGUUUGUACAUACAUGUUGCAUACAACAUUUUAAAACUAAAAAUUCUGUCAAUUUUCGGAGUUUGUGUUACCUUUUUUGUAAGUUAGGUAAAGCAAAAAAAAAAAAAAUAAAUAAAAUAAAAUAACUGUCCUUCAUAUUUGUGCGAACGGAAUUAGAAAAGUACUUCCAACAGUUAAAAAAACGUUAUUUUAAUACUAAGGUGAUUAAUACUAGUAUACUUUCGUAAACUUUUUCAGAAGAUUUGCAUAUUUUAUAUCUAUGCUGAAUUGUUACAUUUCGGAAGCAGCCUAAACGUUAAAAAGAUCGAUUUACAAUUUUACUCCACGUAGAUAGAUAGGUAUAUAUAAAAUACCUGAACAUACGUGUAUAUUAAAAAAAAAAAAUAAAAUAAAAAAAAUGGCUAGCUCUUCGGAGGAGGAUAAGGAAAUAAUUAAUUUGAAGGAUGCCUUCAAUCUGAGCAUUCUAAACAGGGAAAAUACAUUACUAAUUAAUAAUGAAAACGAUGAGUGUUUUCCGCAUGCGAUUCUGAUGGACCGGAAGAGCAUCGAUCUGUUUAAUAUGGAUUUGACGAAGUACCAAAAAAGCGAGUACAAAAGAAUUUUUAAUUUGAACUCACGGCGACUUACUGACGAACCCAAAUUCACGUCUGAACCUUCGGCGAAUGAAAAAUCAUCCGAUUCUGAAGAUACACAAAAAAAAAAAAGAAAGGAGGAUAGCACUUUAAUGCCUCGAAUUCAUACCGUUUUGAGUUUCUUUGUGCCCUUUAUAGGCUGCCUCUCCUAUUUGUUUAGUUUAAAAUAUGACGAAUCUUCGCUCAGACGUAAAUAUGCCAGUCGUGCGCUGUGUGUUGGCAGCGCCUUGAGCGUCAUUUACUCGUUUGCCAUCUGUUCCCUGUUGGGGCACUACGUUUAUCAGUAUAACUCUGAGGACUUCUAUGGAUAUACAUAUUAGUUUGAUGUGUGCAUUUGUGAAUGCGCAUGCAAAAGUGUGUGCACACGGGCGUAAACAGGCGUGUGCAUCAUGCUCGUGGAUCCCACAUUUGAAGCCCAAUAAUUCGUCCUGCGAGCACUCCCUUUUGCACUACUCAAGCGUGGCCCUUUUUUUAGUAGUUUUUUUCAUCGUGAGCGUAUGUAUAUCCGUCGGGGAGGUUCCCUGGGAAGGCGCAGUUGCCAAUUUUAAUUUUAAAUAGGGUUUCAUUUCGUACAUUCUGCUCACUUAGCGUUCUCUGCUCACUCUGCUAUAUUUCGUUUAUUUUGUUUACUCUGCUCAUUUUGCCAUCUUUGCCAUAUUGCUACAUUUUGUUUAUUUGCCCAUCCCCUUUGUUCAUUUCAUUUUAAUUUAACUUAAUUAACCUUCAUUUAUUUCUUUUUAAUUAAUUUAUUUUAAGUACAUUUU